Zasmidium cellare ATCC 36951 is the source of this 1077-nucleotide messenger RNA. RefSeq lists its product as uncharacterized. The coding region runs from base 1 to 1077 and encodes 358 amino acids. The transcript has a single exon. The record is from RefSeq and is a predicted model, not a curated record. NCBI's taxonomy places the organism in Eukaryota, Fungi, Ascomycota, Dothideomycetes, Mycosphaerellales, Mycosphaerellaceae.
AUGGCUGUCGAGGAGAUGGAUUGGGCGAGCGACUCUGAUAUCGAGUCGGAUGAUCUUUCUAUCAGUGACAGCGCGGAGGUGUGGGAUGAGUACGAGGACGAUGAGGACGACGUGAGCGACCAAGAUAGUAGCGGCGACUACGACGAUGGUAGCGACUACUACGAUGGAUACGAGGGCGAUGAUGAGGACGAGUUUGAUGAAGACGAAGUGGAAGUUGAGGACAGCGAGCACAAUGAAGCGGCCGACCACAACGACGAGGACGACAAUGACGACGAAGAGGACCGCCCGACUAUGCUGCUCUCGACCCAGCUUGCCUUGAGACCAAAGGCCGUCCCACGAGGUCGCUUCCGCCUUCCAACCCUCGCCCCUUUCAAUCAUACCAAGAACCAAAAGCGCCACCUCCUCACCCUCCCCGCCGAGAUCCGCAACGAAAUCUGGCACUUCGCCCUCGUCCCCACCCACGACAUCUCCAUCGGCUCGCGAGAACCCAUCCGGAACCUCAUCACCGUCAACAAACAAAUCCACCACGAAGCCCUAGACAUCUUCUACGAAGAAAGCACCUUCACCCUCGGCCUCUACAAGACAAUCCGGACCGAUAUCCACACCAUCAACGCCAAGAUCAAGGAGCUCAUGUCCCGACGUCAGAUCCCCCUCGUCCACAUCAGAAACUUCAGCAUCACCCUCGCCAUCUCCGUCGAAGAGCACUACACCGGCCUCACGACCACCUCUUUCUUCCGCCUCGCCGUCCACCGCGCCCAGCAAAACGUCCUCAUCACGCUGCACACCAUCCCGGGCUUCUACGAAGACCCCGCGCGGGAGAGCUGCGUCUGCGACCUCCUCCCUCUCGUCGCCGCGUUGCGGGCUUGUGAUUUCAGUCUGUUUGGCGUCAUCUUCCAGGCGAGCCUCGUGUUUCCCACGAGUAUGUAUCUGCCGGUGGGGGAGGUGUGUGGAGAGUGUGGCAAGCGGAAGUUGUGUUAUUUGAAUUGGUCGCUUUUGGGGAGGGCAGUGGCGUGGUGGAGGGCGGCGGGGAGGUUUAUGGGCCGUGUGAGGGAGAUGAGGGGUGGGAAGAAGGAAUAG